Cottoperca gobio is the source of this 1400-nucleotide messenger RNA. Its product is annotated as translation initiation factor IF-2-like. The record is from RefSeq and is a predicted model, not a curated record. Bases 204 to 1145 code for a protein of 313 amino acids. The transcript has 2 exons. NCBI's taxonomy places the organism in Eukaryota, Metazoa, Chordata, Actinopteri, Perciformes, Bovichtidae.
GUGUCACCCAUGUUUUUGAUGUUGCCUCGUGCUCCUCGUACCUCCUCGUGUCUCCUCGUGUCAUCCUGGUUUGUGUUUUUCAGUUUUAUUUGUUACUUUGUAUUUUUGCUAGCUUUUAUAAAAUAAAGCUCUCUUUUUGUUAUAACCACGUCCAGUGUACUGCAUUUGAGUCCCCACCGUGACAGUACAAACUGACCAGUAACAUGGACUCAGCAGACAUCAUGAACGAUGAGCUUCAUAAUUUAACAUACACGUUAAUUAUAAUUUUUGGUGAGUGGACGCGAAACCCCUGUUGGAGGAUGCGACAGGCUGUGCCUAGAUUGGCGAGAAAAGAGGUGGCUAAGAAGCCAGAGAUGAAGAGCCUUUUACCUGAGUGGCUUCAGGAUUUUGUGUACACUCCACUUUGCCAGCCUAACCUUGCCGAUCCUUCCGCUCCACUUCCCUCUGCCGAGCUGCGGCAACCCCCCUCUCCAUUCGCGCAACCUCUUCCUCCUGUCGGGCCACACCAGACCCCAGUCCCUGAGACAUUUCUGGGCACUCGCCUGGCCCUGGGAGGUCCUCGGAGUCUCCAGGGGACUUCCAGGUCUUGGCGCAAGAGACCCAGACCACGGCAGACUCCUGUUUCCGCUGCCAGGCCACAACAGCAUCAAGUUCCCGCUGCAGGGCUACGACAGCACCCUGUUUCCACUGCCGGGCCGCAACAGCCCCCUGUUCCACAUGGGCCGCGACAGUCCCCUGUUUCCGCUGACGGGCCACGACAGCCUCCAGUUCCCAUUGCUGGAUCUCUGCAGACAUCUGCUCCAGCUGCUGCCGGACCUCUGUUCCCCAGGGGCAGCUGGGAAACAGCUGGGGCCUCUAGGCCCCAGCUGUACCCAAGCUGCCCCUCAAGACCCCAGCCCCUGUGCUCCCUCGCCGGUGUCAUACUGGUUUGUGUUUUUCAGUUUUAUUUGUUACUUUGUAUUUUUGCUAGCUUUUAUAAAAUAAAGCUCUCUUUUUGUUAUAACCUCGUCCAGUGUACUGCAUUUGGGUCCUCAUCUUUCCCCCACCAUGACAUUUUUAGAAACUUCCUGCGAGUCUCGUGUGCUCUUCAGAUUCCUGGAGAAACAUCACAUCAAGAGAAAUUAGCAGGAAAUAUUUUUCAGUGAUGUUGCGUCCUAUGUUGUCUUCUGAAGAUGUCUUCUGGCUUUUUUUGAUGUCCCAAAUCAAUGAAGCCACUUUAUUGUAAAUCGGGUUCAACCCAUGAUGCAAAUACCUGCUGAAACAAAAAGAUUCAGCCAAUGGAAAAUGCUGAAGAAAAAUAAAUCACAUGUAAGGAAAAGUAUGUCAAGGUAGUAAUAACAGAAAAACUACUUUGGAUUUACAUUUGGGGUUUUUCGAAUAAAUAUGUUGAAGUAUGUUUA